Molecule: messenger RNA, 870 nt
Organism: Cinara cedri
Lineage: Eukaryota; Metazoa; Arthropoda; Insecta; Hemiptera; Aphididae
Source: the annotation of a GenBank genome assembly
AUGUCUGAAACCUUUGAGGUAAAAUCGGGCCUUAGACAACGUGAUGCUCUAUCACCCACCUUGUUUAAUCUAGCAUUAGAAAAAGCAAUGAGAGAAGUAUGGGACGGUCGAAAAAUGGAAGUAUGUGGGGAACGAGUAAUAUUGACAUACGCAGAUGACAUUGUAAUAAUGGGAGAAACUAGAGAUGAAGUCAUAAAUACUGCGUCCAAACUCUUGAAAGCAAGUAAAACCAUAGGGCUGCGUGUAAAUGAGGAAAAGACGAAAUACUUAAUGGUAGCAAGAAGAAGCCCAAACAUAGACCACAUAACAGUAGAUGACUAUAUUUUCAAGAAAGUGGAGGUAUUUAAGUACCUAGGUGUUAACAUAAAUAGCAACAACGACAUGCAUGAAGAAAUCAAUGAUCGAAUAGCAUGCGGCAACCGAUGCUACUAUAGCAUAAGGAGACUCCUUAAAUCAAAACUACUGUCACAUAACUCAAAGACACUACUGUAUCAUAGCUAUUUACGACCAAUAAUCACAUACGCGAGUGAAACAUGGUCACUGACCAAAGGAGACAGCAAACGAUUAAUGACCUUCGAAAGAAAAGUACUGAGAAAGAUAUACGGCUCGAAAUUUAAUGCAGAAUCACAAACUUACGAAAGAAGCAAAAAUCAAGAACUACAGGAGUUAUAUAACAGGCCAAAUAUUAUUUCAUAUAUAAAAAGCAAGCGACUAGAAUGGUUCGGCCAUGUUUGGAGAGCGAAUGAACAAGUAAUAAAAGAAGUGUUAGUUAACAAAAUAAAUAAAAAAACGUCCAUUAGGAAGACCAAGGACCCGAUGGAUGGAAGUUAUAGCUCAAGAUAUAAAAAACGUAGAAGAGUCAUCUUUUGA